GUCCCAAUCAAAUGUUUUCUUUAUAACUUUUUUUUUAGCUUAACUGAAUUACCGUUCUGAACUUCUGAUUUAAUCGAAAAUCGUAAUUUUCUCUUCCUUUGUACUGCCAGCGAAGCUUCAUGUGAACUCGAAUGCCAGUCAGUGAUCUGAGAGUCAAAAGUUCUUCACAACUCAGCAAUUAGGUCAAUCCUAUGCUGUCUUGUUUCUCAUCAGAUAGAGCAAGACAGCUUGAAGCUUCCUUCAUCUUUCCAAAGAAUAAGAAGAUUUGGAUGCCCAAUUGUAAAUUCGUCAGUUUGAUUUCUGUCCACAAUUAUCUUUGCCCAACACCCGUUUGUUUAUUUGACUGAAUCAACAAGUUAACUACACUAUAGCAAUUCCAAGAACUUCUUUGAAGCAGAUAGAAUUAAGGGUCGUCCUUUGAUUCAAGAAAUAUCUAUCUUUUAUGGGUAAAGGAGGAGGGUGUGUUCCAAGCAAGAAAAGGGCACCUUUGGGUGCAUCUGAUCAAGAUGCACCAAACCCAGUGAGAGAUGGGUCAAUCCCAAUUGGGGGUCAAAACCCUAGUACUGAUGCAACAGCUCCAUUUCAAGAUGGGGCUUUGGGAACUGUCGAGAGGAAGUUGAGAAUAUUCAUUGUGUUCUAUUCAAUGUAUGGGCAUAUUGAGGUUUUGGCAAGGAGGAUGAAGGAAGGGGUUGAUGGGAUAGAUGGUGUUGAAGGGGUGUUGUACCGGGUACCGGAGACGAUGUCACCGGAGGUUUUGAAGCAGAUGAGAGUUCCCCCUAAGGGUGAUGAGAUUCCGGUGAUAUCGGUGGAGGAAUUGGUGGAGGCUGAUGGGUUGUUGUUUGGGUUUCCAACAAGGUAUGGUAGUAUGGCAGCACAAAUGAAGGCGUUUUUCGACUCCACAGGGGGUUUGUGGAACGAGCAGAAGCUUGCUGGGGUGCCUGCAGGGUUCUUUGUGAGUACUGGUACACAAGGAGGAGGGCAAGAGACCACUGCUUGGACAGCAAUCACGCAGCUAGCGCACCAUGGUAUGGUGUAUGUUCCAAUUGGAUACACAUUUGGAGCUGGAAUGUUCAAAAUGGACUCCAUUAGAGGGGGUUCUCCCUAUGGUGCAGGAGUUUUUUCUGGGGAUGGCACGAGAGAACCAAGUGAAACGGAGCUGGCACUUGCAGAGCAUCAGGGAAAGUACAUGGCUACGAUAGUUAAGAGAUUUUCUCAUCGCUUCUCAGCCAAGCGUGAUCACCGCAUUAGCUAGCCCAGUUAAGUGUCUCUAAAUGUUCCUUCUGUUCAUUCAAAGUAUAUACACUCUGUAUGGUAUAUGCAUUCCUUGUGUCGAUAGAAUUUGGUUAGUGGUGUUGAUAGAAUUCAAAUAGCCGAGAAGUUCGUCAUUUUUCUUUCUUUUUCGUUGGCUUGAUUUUCUAUUCUUCGAUUUUUCCCUGGUCUUGUUAAAAAAGGUGUAUAUGGUUUGGAAUUUACUCAUGAACAUAUAUAAUCAAGUUGUGGUUGGUGUUCCCUCGUGCAA
Messenger RNA from Cornus florida, 1519 nucleotides. Its product is annotated as probable NAD(P)H dehydrogenase (quinone) FQR1-like 1. Bases 443 to 1252 code for a protein of 269 amino acids. The transcript has 2 exons. The record is from RefSeq and is a predicted model, not a curated record. Gene Ontology annotation, molecular function: FMN binding; NAD(P)H dehydrogenase (quinone) activity. NCBI's taxonomy places the organism in Eukaryota, Viridiplantae, Streptophyta, Magnoliopsida, Cornales, Cornaceae.